GUGUUUACAUCAGCCAAUCAGCUGUCGGAUUUGAGUGUAACGGGGAGUGAGAUGACCUGGUCUGGCACACUUUCCUCGGCGGGUUAAGGACGAGAAGAAAAUAGUCCUAACCGCAAGCAUUACUGCUUUGGCUUCAGCUCUUCAUUGGAGCGUAAUCGCAAAGCAACCUUCAUUUUGUAAAGACUGGGCAUCUAUUGAGUGUUUUUAAUGUUUUUCUGUGAGUUAAAAAUAUACUAAACGCUGUGAAUAACAUAUCAAGCGCUUAACGUGAUGGCGAAUUAUAAAGGUAGAACCGGAAGACGCAAGCUCGGCAUAUCCGAAUGGGCGAUUUUUUCCGGACCAGCAGGCCAAGAAUUCCCUCCUUACAGUUAUACGCCAAUGCCAAGCGAAGAGCCACAAAAUUUAUGCAUUAGAGCACCACCAACACAACGUCGGACGACAAUUUUAUCAUCGUCUGCUUCAAGUGCUUCAACUGCAUAUGUGUCACAGGCUUUGAAACUGCCUUUGGAAAUGCCGAUAAAACAAGAACCCAACGAUAACUUUGAGAGUGAAGGAUUUUUAACACCAACUAGGCUACAGUUCCAACCCACCAUGAAUGACUCUGUUUCAGUCGAAGUUGACGGGUCUGAGAACGACUCCGCCCUAUCUCGUAAAGAGCGAGCAUUUAUGCCCGAAAAUCGGAAAGACGACAACUACUGGGUCAAGCGGAGGAAAAACAAUGAGGCGGCCAAGCGAUCACGAGAAAAACGCAGAGCGCUUGAUCACUUGCUGGAGAGUAAGGUACUUGCCCUUAACGAAGAGAAUUCACGUUUAAAGCGCGAGUUGGAUUUGUUCAUGGGAAAGGACAGAGUGACAGAGAAAACAAAACAACAUUUGAAUGGAACUGUUUUGCCUCUCGAUAUGCACCAUCGUCAUUUGAUGUCAGCAGACAAUUUGAGUGCGCAAAUGGCAGACCGAAAACCAAUUUCUUAUGACUUUAUGUACAGAAGCCCACCAAUGGCUAGGUUAUCUAAUCGAUUGUAUCCGUACACCAUGCCAUCAAUGUGUUCGGAUUUGGUUAUUUCACAAAGCGAACGAAGUGUACCUCAAUUUUUUGGAAACGAUAAGCAAGUUUUCUACCUUGCCUCGUCAUCAAAAGGGACAAUUAAAUAUGAAACAAAACCGAAUCAUACGUUCUUGACAAGCCAGCAUUCUAGUAUUAAAACGUCUCCAAAUGGACAUUACGAUUCAUACGAACCCGCUAACAAAAGAACAAGAAUAGAAACUGAAAGAAAUGAUAAAGCUGUUAAUAUAAAUCCCCACGGUGAUGAUUAUAAUAAUGACAACAAUUCUGAUGACGUUUCAAAAAGUGACGUUGGAGAUGUGAGCAACGACCAUCGCUCUUCGUCAAGCCCCGGUCGUCUUUCCCCAACGCACAGUGCGUUUGCUAGUGGUAUUGAUGCCAAACGCUUACCGCAUAAGUUGAGAGCCAAACUCGGAGCUGUGUCUCCAACUGAAAGCAAUACACCAAACUCUCCAACAUUUCAAAAUUUAGAAACGCAAGACGACAGCACUUCUCUGUCGAGAGUCAAUCUGGAAAAAUUCAACGCGGACGACAGUACCGUUCAUUCGGACUUGCGUAACGUUCGGCUUGAGAUCGGCGGCAUUUGUACACCACCAUCUAGUACAACAAGUGAGGAUAAUGCGCAGAGCUUAGACGCAGAUAAAAAUACAUUGACCACCAAAACAUCACAAGCUGUAGAGAAAAAUGGUGAUGAACAUUCGUUUGAAAUAAAACAAGAACCGACAGAUUGGACUGAGAAUAUUAAUGCAACGUUCACUUCCACACAAGCUACUCGAUUAAGCCACGAGAGGAUGAUGAAGGCCGCCCAAGCAUUAACGGAAAUGGAAGCGUCUGAGGCAAGGACGCAAAAGAGUGCUCAAUCUUCACAGAUGUCGUCAAAUGAUGCAAAAUACUGGGAAAAGCGUCGUCGCAACAACUUUGCGGCGCGAAAAUGCCGCGAGUCAAAACGUCUACUUCAUGAAUAUCGGUGUGCGCGCGCAUCGUAUUUAGAGCACGAAAAUAGCCAACUUCAUUCCGAAAUCGACAUACUCACAAAAGAUGUAGCAAGCCUGAAAGAAAUGUUAAAAGCGAAGCAACAACUUCGUGUUGCAUAGAAUUAACUAGAGACACUUAGUCCUUCCAAUGGCUGUUUAAGUUUCUAUAAAGUAGGCCUAUGCAAUGGAUUGACAGUUACCUAGCGGUCUAUUAUGUAGCAAUAACUUUAAAACAAAAAGCUAUUUGAGAAAUUGCAUGGAAUUAGCUGAUUUCCGUCAAUGACACUUAAAGUACAAACGUUUGGUAAACGCUCCGCUUUGAGUGAUUAAACUGGUGGGCACUACCUUCCCAUCCUAACGCACAUUACACACGGUAUUGUUAACCUAACAAAAUUCCCAUUGUAGAAAAAUUAUUAAUCCGCUAAAAAGAAAAUGCUGCUCCGUUGAUCUUAGUUGUGACUUUCUACAAAGAGUAGGCCUAUAUUAUAAAACUAUUCUAUACUCUUUGGUUUUUAUGUUCGUUUGUUUAUAUAAAUGAUCUGGAUAUAGUUCUACUGUAUCAAUAAAACGAUAAAAACUCA
Molecule: messenger RNA, 2618 nt
Organism: Anneissia japonica
Lineage: Eukaryota; Metazoa; Echinodermata; Crinoidea; Comatulida; Comatulidae
Product: nuclear factor interleukin-3-regulated protein-like
Exons: 2
Coding region: 271-2157 (628 amino acids)
Biological process (GO): regulation of DNA-templated transcription; circadian rhythm
Cellular component (GO): nucleus
Molecular function (GO): DNA binding; DNA-binding transcription factor activity
Source: RefSeq, a predicted model, not a curated record